Molecule: messenger RNA, 1610 nt
Organism: Capsicum annuum
Lineage: Eukaryota; Viridiplantae; Streptophyta; Magnoliopsida; Solanales; Solanaceae
Product: glycosyl hydrolase 5 family protein
Exons: 3
Coding region: 7-1587 (526 amino acids)
Molecular function (GO): hydrolase activity, hydrolyzing O-glycosyl compounds
Source: RefSeq, a predicted model, not a curated record
AUAAACAUGACAAAAUUAGCCACAACUUUUAUUUUUCUUUGCACUUUUGUAACUUUUUCUCAUUGCUUACCAUUAUCAACUAGUUCAAGAUGGAUAAUAGAUGAUGAAAGUGGUAAAAGAGUGAAAUUAGUUUGUGUAAAUUGGGCCGGUCACUUACAAACCAUGUUACCGGAAGGCCUGGAUCAGCAGCCCAUUAGCCAUAUUGCUAGGCACAUAUCAUUAAUGGGCUUCAAUUGUGUUCGUCUUACAUGGGCUACUUACAUGUUCACUCGAUAUUCAAAUCUUACCGUGGCCCAAUCGUUUAUGAACAAUGGGCUUCAUGAUGCUAUAUCAAGAAUAGAGAAGAAGAAUCCCCAUCUUUUGGGCCUUACUGUUGUUAAGGCCCAAUGGACCGUGAUUAAGGAGUUGGGCCGCCAUGGUGUUAUGUUGGUUCUUGACAAUCAUGUUAGUGAGCCCAUGUGGUGUUGUGGAAGUAAUGAUGGGAAUGGAUUUUGGGGAGAUAAGUAUUUUCAACCUGAAGAAUGGUUGGAAGGCUUAGAUAUUGUUGCUAAAAUAUACAAGGAUUUACCAAUGGUUAUUGGCGUAAGUCUACGUAACGAGCUACGUGGUCCACUUCAAAAUCAAAAUGUAUGGUAUGAGAAUGUUGAGAAAGGUGCAAAAACAAUUCAUAGGGCUAACCCUAAUCUUCUAAUAAUCAUAUCAGGAUUAAAUUAUGAUCUUGAUUUUACCUUCUUAAAACAAAAACCAUUAAACCUACACAUGAGAAAUAAAAUCGUAUACGAGAUUCAUCGUUACGCGUUUACCAAGGGACAAGCUAAUUGGUUUUUAACCCAACCACUAAACAAGGUUUGUGAUACAAUUAAAGAAGAGAUUAUGAACGUAUCAGGAUUUUUGCUUAGGGGGGAAAAUGCAGCACCUUUAUUUUUUAGUGAAUUUGGAGGUGACCAAAGGGGUAUGAACCCUUCUAGCAAUAGGUUCAUGGGCUGCAUUCUUUCAUUCUUAGCGGAUUUGGAUUUGGAUUGGGCCGUUUGGGCCUUGCAGGGUAACUAUUAUACCCGACAAGGUGUACCGGGUAUGGAGGAGCCGUUUGGGAUGUUCAAUUAUACGUGGAAUUCUCUUACAAGUCCUCAAUAUCAUGCAAAGUUACAACUCAUUCAACAAAAUCUCCGAGAUCCAAAAUCAAAGCAACCAAUGUACCACUUAUUGUAUCAUCCACAAAGUGGCAAGUGCUUGAAUGUUGCACCCAACAAUGUUGUAUAUGCAAGCGAUUGCAUUAGAGCUAGCCGAUGGAGCCACGAUGGAGACGACACGCCGAUCCAACUAACCGGAACAUCCUUGUGCCUUACAACAUCAAGAGAGGGACUGCCUGUAACACUUUCAACAGACUGCAAUGAGCAAAGUACAUGGAAACUUGCUUCAAAUUAUCAGCUUUCAAACAUUGAUGAGAAUGGGAUGGAGUUGUGUUUGGAGUAUGAUACUUAUUCUUCUUCUUCUAAAGUUUUGGUUAGGAAAUGUGUUGGCUUAGAUGGAAAAAGUAUUGAUAAUCCUCAAACUCAAUGGUUCAAGUUUGUGUCAGCCAAUGUUUAGUAGAAUUCAAAAUAUUUUUUCGA